AUGCCGCCCAACCAGACCGUCGGCUACCAGACUAUAUACACAGACCCGGAGAAGUUUGCCCGCAAUGAUCAAGCCAGCAAGAUACACAAUGAGGCGAAACGUCUGCAAAAGGCCGGCAAUUACGCCGCUGCCGAACAAUGCUACCUGGAGGCCAUCCGCAUACGCGACCAGCUCUGGGGCGUGGGAAGUACACAAGCUGCUCUGAAUCAGAAUGCUCUUGGGGAGAUGUAUGUUGAGAUGGCCAGAUUGGACGACGCCGAACACAUGUUUCAGCGCGUCCUUGAUGUCUACAACCAGGACGAAGCUCUGCGCAAGCACUUCGACGCAGCUGUCGUUCGCGAAAGCCUGGCGCAGGUUUACGAGGCCAGAGGCGAUGGUCCAGAGGCGCGUAGAACGCGCGCCCGUGGAUUGCCGCACAGUCUUGCCUGUGGCAACUACAAGUGCCCGGGUAGCCUCUUCACAAUCAAGGCUUUACGGCGUUGUAGUCACUGCAAGUGCAUAAUGUAUUGCACGCCUGUCUGCCAAGAUGUCGACUGGAAGCGCCACAAGAAGCACUGCAAGCAGGUGGCUCGUUCCCUUGGAAUCGGUGACUCAUAG
Molecule: messenger RNA, 597 nt
Organism: Peniophora sp. CBMAI 1063
Lineage: Eukaryota; Fungi; Basidiomycota; Agaricomycetes; Russulales; Peniophoraceae
Source: the annotation of a GenBank genome assembly